AUGGCCAUUGCGAAACUCAACGUCCUUUCCGCCACCGCUGCAGAUCUGCGGGACCUGUUACAGGCCAAACAAGUCAGUAGCGUGCAGCUGGUGAAGGCGUACCUGAGCCAGAUUGCCGAGCACGAUGCAGCGCUAAACGCAUUCAUUUGCUUGGCACCUGAGCAAAACAUCAUCGCGACAGCUGCCUUGCUAGACAAAGAGAGGCUUGAAGGCCGCGUGCGCGGAAAGCUACAUGGAAUACCUGUUGCAUUGAAGGAUUGCUUUGUCAGCGCUGCAGAUCUGGGAAUGUCUACCACGGCUGGAUCAUGGGCGCUCGUUGGUGCCAAAAGCAACAAGAAUUCCGCUAUGGUGCAGAAAAUGGUCGAUGCUGGCCUUAUCAUACUCGGGAAAACAAACAUGACGGAAUUUGCGGGCAUGAAAAUGACCAUGAUGAUGCCAGGGUGGUCGGCCUACGGCGGCCAGACUAUCUCUCCUUAUGCCGGAAAAAUCGAGGAUGGAGACACGAUACUGGGCCACUCUGCACCUGGGGGGUCGUCAACUGGGUCUGCUGUAGCAGUUGCCGCAGGGUUCUCACCACUUGCAAUAGGAGCAGAGACCAUUGGCUCCAUAAUCACGCCUGCGUCGCGGGCUGCCCUAUAUGCUCUCAAGCCAACAGUCGGGGUGCAAGAUGUGGCCGGGUCGUACUCAUUAACAGAGUUCUUUGACAGCCCCGGGCCGAUGGCAAAAUGCGUUGCAGACGUUCAAGCGCUGCUAGAAGUUAUGCUGCGCAGAGACCUUCUUCCCAAUGGGUUUGGGGAGUGGAAAGAUGUCUCUGUAGGCUUUGCUGACCCACAAGUGUGGAAGAUGGCUGGGGCAAUGUGUCGGCAGCAUGAAGGAACGGCGGAAGAAAUGGAAUCACAGUAUAUCUCAUGCGUGGAUAACCUGAAAUCUACCGCCUGCCAGCUCCAGUACCCGAUAUCCAUCCCAGACAUCUCCGUCCUCACGGUUGAUGAAGAGGACGCCAUCAUGCCUAUCGCCUUCUGGGAGUUCAAGAACAUUUGCAUUCCCAGAUUCCUUGACGCUUUUGACGAGUGUCCAGUUCGCAACUUGGAAGACAUCGUCCUAUUCAACAAGCAAAACAAGGACAAAGCGAUGCCUGAGCCCUAUACGGAACAGGGCGACAUCAUCAAGGCGUUCGAGAACGUAGACACAGAAGAGAAUAUUGCACGACUCAAAGAUGGUCUGCGCAAGAAAGCAAAAUCUGUCCUAGAACCCGUCUUUCAUGACAAUGGGAUCAACAUUAUCGCUGCCCCUUCUGAUUCUCCGCUGUGCAUUCACGCAGCGGCUGCCGGUUACCCGAUCGCAACGGUGCCCUUGGGACAGCUGACAUACAACCAGCGCCCUUUCGGGCUGUGCCUCAUGGCUCGGGAUGGAUACGAGGAGGCUCUGCUCCAGCUCAUGCAUCUCUACGAGUCGGCGACCCCCCCUCGCCCGAUUCCGCAGCGGUUGGGUCGCGCUUGA
Diaporthe citri is the source of this 1500-nucleotide messenger RNA. RefSeq lists its product as uncharacterized. Lineage: Eukaryota; Fungi; Ascomycota; Sordariomycetes; Diaporthales; Diaporthaceae. The transcript is spliced from 8 exons. Bases 1 to 1500 code for a protein of 499 amino acids. The record is from RefSeq and is a predicted model, not a curated record.